Messenger RNA from Purpureocillium takamizusanense, 1742 nucleotides. RefSeq lists its product as uncharacterized. The transcript has a single exon. The coding region runs from base 711 to 1604 and encodes 297 amino acids. The record is from RefSeq and is a predicted model, not a curated record. NCBI's taxonomy places the organism in Eukaryota, Fungi, Ascomycota, Sordariomycetes, Hypocreales, Ophiocordycipitaceae.
CGCUUCUCCACCCCUGACAAGAGAGAAGCUUUGACAUUCACACUGGCCUCCUGCACCUGCCGCUUUGGAGCUCAAAUACGGCAUUCAGGACUGUGUCAGCGCAAAUAUCGAUCUUUGAACACGGCUCAUAGUUCCAUUAUGCCCCCCUCAGAAACCAUGACGGCGUCCACCGCAUCGCGCAUCAAGCUCACUGAUUUGCCCGUCGAGCUCCUGCGCAUGAUCUGUACCGAAUUCUCAUGGUACCACAAAUCAACUCCUGUCAACCCCCCCGGGUGUGUCAGCUCUCUGCUGGCCCUUUCGUUGACGUGCCGACGCCUCUGCUCGCUGGCCCAGCCCUUGCUGUACUGCGACCCAGUCAGCGCCGCUGCCUUCGAUUUGAACGAAGAACUGUCGCCGUUCCCACUUCUUCGGACCCUUGUGGAUCGUCCGGAUCUCGCAGCCUGCGUGCGACGCCUAGGACCGGUUUCCGACGAGGUGUACGGCUUUGACGAGGAAGAGCUUGAGUUCUGCAAAGCCACCGCUCGCCGAUUGCAACUAUCGCUGCCAAAUGACCCGAUCUCGCCUGUCUUGACGAUGACAGAACGCGCUCACAAGCAUCAAGCCUGUAUUGCCAGUUGUUCUUGGCUAUCUCGCCAAACAUCGAAACAGCAGUCAUCGAAAUCGAGGGCACAGACCUGUCGGACUUUGAGCCAUCGUUCUUUGCCUUGUGCAUGCGAGUAACGUCGCUGAAGGAGGCGGGUCUGUUCCCUAAUCUUCGGCGCGUCACUUUCGAAACCCUCUUCUCCCAAACACUCAGUCUGGAGUCGGCGGCAGUCUUGCUUUUGCUGAGCAUGGCCCCCUCACUGACACAUCUACGAUUUCGUCAGGCUGUGGGAAACGCGAAUGACUACCCCGACUCGGAUGGAACGGUUGAGUUUCAACCCCCCAUCCUGUGGAACUUGCGCGUUCUUGAGCUGGCUAGCAGUGCAUUCAUGAAGAGCGAAUGGCUGCAUCUCAUCAAGCUGAUUGCGCACUGCCCAAGCCUUGAAUCUUUUCACUUUGACGCGAAUGGAUAUGACGAUGAUGUCGGCUCUCGCCGGCAAGCGCAUCUGCCUCCUCGGCACUUUCUAGUUGCUCUUAAAUUUGUUCGCAAGACACUGCGGCACCUUCACCUCUGCUUUGCCAACGCUGCCUUCGCUUCGGAUGAGACGCAAACAAUCGGCGCCGAGCUACUUGCAUUUGAAAAUUUGGAGACUCUGGAGCUGGACGUUGCAUCGUUUACUUCCCCUCGUGGAGACCCUCUCGAAGACGAUGCAACUUGCUUGUCUCGGAUCCUCCCGGCCAGUAUACGUCGCCUGCGCUUGAUUAUGCUUAGCACGAAGCGCUCACAGGUUCAGUCGCAAAUUCUGGACCUCGCCAAGGCUGCUGGCGCUGGAAGAUUCGCCUCAUUACGCCGGGUAGAGCUCCAUGUGCCGUGGAGGGACACUUCCGGACCCGAUGAUGAAGGCUUCAUUGAGAGAACUGGAUGGAAAAUGGAGCAGUUGGUUGAUGCUAGAAAUGAGCUUGCGAAAGCUGGAAUCACCUUGACAUGCAUUACUGCAUUGCCAGCAUUUGGCCUGUGGUAGUGUGUCACAGUCUGCUUGGGACCGGUUUGGUUGGCUAAUACUUGACUUGCCUGUCGUUAAGUUUUCUCGGCGCUGCGGCUCCAAUUUGCUACUGUGAGGUUUACAUACUGCCGGCGCUUUAAAAAUUCAUUAUACCUA